CCCCCCCCCAAAAAAAAAAAAAAACCAAAAAAAAAAAACUUGCUCAACUCGUUCCGGGAGGCGCCGGGCGCCGCGGACCGGGCGCCGCUCCAUGCGGCGGCGGGGCCGGUGCUGAGCCCCGGGGCCGCGGAGCCAUGGCCAUGGUGGCCGGUGGUUGGGGCGAGCCCAACGGCGGCGGCGGUAACGGCGGCGGUAACGGCGGGGAGGAGGCGGCGUCCCCGGCGGGCGGCGGCAGCGACGCGGAACACGGCGAGGAGGAACGGGCCGGUGCACCGGUGGACUGCGUGGUGUGCGGGGACAAGUCCAGCGGGAAACACUACGGGGUCUUCACCUGCGAGGGCUGCAAGAGCUUCUUCAAGCGCAGCAUCCGCAGGAACCUCAGCUACACCUGCAGGUCCAACCGCGACUGCCAGAUCGACCAGCACCACCGCAACCAAUGCCAGUACUGCCGCCUGAAGAAGUGUUUCCGUGUGGGGAUGAGGAAAGAAGCCGUGCAGCGGGGCCGGAUCCCCCCCACCCAUUCCAGCACCAGUCCCAACACCAUGCCCAGCGGGGAAUACUUCAACGGGCAGCCGGUGUCGGAGCUCAUCUCGCAGCUGCUGCGGGCUGAGCCGUACCCCGCCGCCCGCUACGGCUCGCAGUACGCGCAGCAGGGCAGCGUCAUGGGCAUCGACAACAUCUGCGAGCUGGCCGCCCGCCUCCUCUUCAGCACGGUGGAAUGGGCCCGGAACAUCCCGUUUUUCCCCGAGCUGCCCGUCUCCGACCAAGUAGCCCUGCUACGGCUCAGCUGGAGCGAGCUCUUCGUCCUCAACGCGGCGCAGUCGGCGUUGCCGCUGCACAUGGCCCCGCUGCUGGCCGCCGCCGGCUUCCACGCCUCCCCCAUGUCGGCCGACCGCGUCGUCUCCUUCAUGGACCAGAUCCGCAUCUUUCAGGAUCAGGUGGAGAAGCUCAACCGGCUCCAGGUGGACUCGGCCGAGUACAGCUGCCUCAAAGCCAUCGCGCUCUUCACGCCGGACGCCUGCGGCCUCUCGGACCCGGCGCACGUGGAGAGCUUGCAGGAGAAGGCGCAGGUGGCCCUCACCGAGUACGUGCGCUCGCAGUACCCCUCGCAGCCCCAGCGCUUCGGCCGGCUCCUGCUGCGGCUGCCGGCUCUCCGGGCCGUGCCGGCCGCCCUCAUCUCCCAGCUCUUCUUCAUGAGGCUGGUGGGGAAGACGCCCAUCGAAACACUAAUCAGGGACAUGCUGCUGUCCGGGAGCACCUUCAACUGGCCCUACGGGACGGGGCAGUAGGGGACAGAGCCUCUCCCCCCCCCUCCGCCGCCGGGGACACCCCAGCGACCCCCAGCAGCCGGACCUGGAUUCCCUCCAGCACCCUGAGACGGUACCGUCCCCGGGGAGCCCCGAACUGCACCGGCCCCCCCGCCCCGCAGCCGUCUUGUAGCUCGUCCGUCCGCCGCAGCGGUGGGGGCUGCUCCCCCUGAAAGCAGCGGGGUCGCGGCGUUAUCCUCCUAACCCCGAAGGUACUGGCCGUGCCGCCACUGCCGGACGCUGAACGUUCCUGUACCCCCCUGAAGCGGAGGUCCCUGGCCCCCCCGGUCUCCUCCGGGGACCUUGGAGCAUCCCCGGGGCUGGUCCCUCGCUCUGUCCCGGUGUCGGAGCCGGACCGGAGCCUGGGGAGGGGGACGCUGUCCUCUGGCUGCCCCUCCAAAUCUGAAUUUCAGAUGGCAGAGGCUCGGACAGGAGGUGAUGGAAGGUGGGACCGGCCAGGCUGGGAUGUGGGGGGGCCCCUGGCUGUGCAGAGCCCUUCUCUGGGGGGUCCUCCUGCCUCUGCCCCCCUCCUCAGUCCUGGCAAUUGUGGAAAAAGGGUCAUUUGAAGCCCCUUUGUGCCCUGCCCAGGGGCUGCCCCUGCCUGCUCGGGCCGUAUCCAGCCUCAAGGACUGAAGGGCCAAGCUUGGAGCAGCCCCUUUUUUGGGGACCGGGCUCAUCCGUGCCUGGUCCCAGCCCCCCCCUCCCUGCACUUUCCACUGAAGCAUCUCCCCUCUUGGGGCACGGGGAGGGGUACACGGGAGGGGAUGGGGGUUCACAGGAGGGAAUGGGGGUACAGGGGAGGAGAUGGGGGUACACAGGUGGCUGACCAGGGCCAUGCACCAUGCAUGGGUGCAAACCAAGUGGUCCUUUUUGGGUGCUGCACAGCAUCCAGCCCGGCCCUUCUCCCCCAGGGUUGUUCCCCGCUGCCUCACUUGGUGCUUUGCCCCACCCCAGGCCAGAUCCAGCACCCACCACCAUCCCCACACUGGGGGAGAUGGGUGCCAGCAUCCCCCUCCCCAUGCUCGCUAUGUUCCUGUGCCUCAUUAUUAUUUUUUUUUAAAGCUAGGUUUGGGGGAGAGAGGAGAUGUUGGGGGGGACCAAAAUCAGGCUGGGAAGGGGUGAUGCUGCCGGGGGGGGGGGUCCUUGUCCCCAGGGCUGAGCUGUGCUGGAUGAAGGGGCACAUGGUGGGGGGGGCAGAGCCACCUCAGAGGGAUGGGGGAUGCCCCACGGCCUCCCCCCCCGGGCUCUGCUUCUCAGGGGUAUCCACCAUGCAAACAGAUGGAGGCAGGAUUAGCCGGGGAUUUGUCAUUUAGAUUGAUUCACUGAAAAUAUAAUCCUUGUUCAAUGAUACUAAACAAAUUAACUGAAGUCAAUAAAAGAUGUUUCUUACAA
Molecule: messenger RNA, 2699 nt
Organism: Harpia harpyja (harpy eagle)
Lineage: Eukaryota; Metazoa; Chordata; Aves; Accipitriformes; Accipitridae
Gene: NR2F6
Product: nuclear receptor subfamily 2 group F member 6
Exons: 4
Coding region: 135-1289 (384 amino acids)
Biological process (GO): cell differentiation; negative regulation of transcription by RNA polymerase II; anatomical structure development
Molecular function (GO): nuclear receptor activity; zinc ion binding; RNA polymerase II cis-regulatory region sequence-specific DNA binding
Source: RefSeq, a predicted model, not a curated record